Leptosomus discolor (cuckoo roller) is the source of this 1584-nucleotide messenger RNA. The record is from RefSeq and is a predicted model, not a curated record. NCBI's taxonomy places the organism in Eukaryota, Metazoa, Chordata, Aves, Leptosomiformes, Leptosomidae.
AUGGUGGGAGACAAUGUCAAAGGCCUUGCUGAAGUGGAGGUAGACAGCUCUCCCCUCAUCUACCCAGCCAGUCAUGCCAUUGAAGAAGUCUGUCAGAGAAAAAGACAUUACUGGAGACUGGACAGCAAAUGCCUCACGCUAUUUCAAAAUGAGUCUGGAACAAAAUAUUACAAGGAGAUUCCACUUUCAGAAAUUCUCCAGGUGACUCAGCCUCGAGAUUUUUCAAACGUGGUGCAGGGCAGCAACCCAUACUGUUUUGAGAUCAUCACUGACACGAUGGUGUACUUUGUUGGCGAAAACAAUGGCAGCAGUCAUCACAGUCCUGUUCUUGCUGCCACCGGAGUUGGACUUGACGUAGCUCAGGGCUGGGAGAAAGCCAUUCGUCAGGCUUUGAUGCCAGUCACUCCUCAAGCUAGCAUUUGCACUGCUGCAGGACAAGGAAAAGAUCACAAAGAGUUAUCUCUAAGCAUCUCUGUUUCAAAUUGCCAGGUCCAGGAGAAUGUGGAUAUCAGCUCUGUGUACCAAAUAUUUGCUGAUGAAGUUCUGGGUUCUGGUCAGUUUGGUAUUGUAUAUGGAGGGAAACACAGAAAGACUGGAAGAGAUGUGGCUAUCAAAGUCAUUGACAAGAUGAGGUUUCCAACAAAACAGGAAAGUCAGCUUCGUAAUGAAGUAGCCAUUCUCCAGAAUUUGCAUCACCCUGGGAUUGUGAACCUGGAAUGUAUGUUUGAAACCCCGGAACGGGUCUUUGUUGUGAUGGAAAAGCUGCAUGGGGAUAUGCUAGAGAUGAUUCUUUCCAGUGAGAAAAGUCGACUUCCAGAACGAAUAACUAAGUUCAUGGUCACUCAGAUACUUGUUGCUUUGAGGAAUUUACACUUCAAGAAUAUUGUGCACUGUGACUUAAAACCAGAGAAUGUACUACUAGCAUCAGCAGAGCCAUUCCCUCAAGUGAAGCUGUGUGAUUUUGGCUUUGCACGUAUCAUCGGUGAAAAAUCCUUCAGGCGCUCUGUGGUGGGGACACCUGCUUAUCUUGCCCCUGAAGUGCUCAGGAGUAAAGGUUACAACCGCUCUCUAGACAUGUGGUCAGUAGGAGUUAUUGUCUAUGUGAGCCUUAGUGGUACAUUCCCAUUUAAUGAAGAUGAGGAUAUAAAUGAUCAAAUUCAAAAUGCAGCAUUUAUGUACCCACCAAAUCCUUGGAAGGAAAUUUCUAGUGAAGCCAUUGAUUUAAUAAACAAUUUACUUCAAGUGAAGAUGAGAAAACGUUUCAGUGUUGACAAAUCCCUUAGUCACCCAUGGUUACAGGAUUAUCAGACUUGGCUUGACCUCAGAGAAUUUGAAACACGCAUUGGAGAGCGUUACAUUACCCACGAGAGUGAUGAUGCACGCUGGAAAGAACAUGCUUAUGAACACAACCUUGAGUACCCGCAGCAUUUUAUUAUGGCUCCUAAUCCAGAUGACAUGGAAGAAGACCCUUGACUUAUGCAUUAUGCUAAAUUGCAGCAAAGAAGGAUACUCCAAACAGAAACUGAAGAUAAGUUUUGGAAUAACUGUUGCUCUUUCUGAAUGCUGUAGUUCAGUGUACAAAGC